Thamnophis sirtalis is the source of this 705-nucleotide messenger RNA. NCBI's taxonomy places the organism in Eukaryota, Metazoa, Chordata, Lepidosauria, Squamata, Natricidae. The record is from RefSeq and is a predicted model, not a curated record.
CUGAGCGUGAAAUUGUCCGUGACAUCAAGGAGAAACUCUGUUACGUUGCCCUGGAUUUUGAAAAUGAGAUGGCCACGGCUGCUUCUUCAUCAUCCUUAGAGAAAAGCUACGAGUUGCCUGAUGGUCAGGUGAUUACCAUAGGGAAUGAGCGUUUCCGUUGCCCAGAGACCCUCUUUCAACCCUCCUUCAUUGGUAUGGAAUCGGCUGGCAUUCAUGAAACUACCUACAACAGCAUCAUGAAGUGUGAUAUAGACAUCAGAAAGGACCUUUACGCCAACAAUGUCCUAUCUGGUGGGACCACCAUGUAUCCUGGCAUCGCAGAUCGUAUGCAAAAGGAGAUCACCGCCCUGGCUCCCAGCACUAUGAAAAUAAAGAUUAUUGCUCCCCCUGAGCGCAAGUAUUCGGUCUGGAUUGGAGGAUCUAUUCUCGCUUCUCUUUCCACAUUCCAACAGAUGUGGAUCAGCAAACCAGAGUACGACGAAGCUGGCCCAUCCAUUGUUCACCGCAAAUGCUUCUGAGCUGCUUCUCCUUCUGUGGAAAAAUACUCUCUUAAUUAGCCUACCCCAAGUACCUUCCUUAAAAUUAGCUUGGGUUCCCAAUAAGAUGUAUUUGAGGUUUUUAGGGGGCAGAGGAGGAAAGAAUUGUAAACAUGCUUUUCGGGUGCUUUGGAUUUUUAUUAAUAAACCUCAACUUUUUCAUACUCUA